AUGGCGGAAGAGAAAGCGGUUACUAGCGGCGGCGGCGGUGGCGGUGGCGGUGAGAAGACAAAUGACACUGUUGAUUCUACUCGAGAAAACGGAAAGACGAAGCGUAAAGGUUUAAUUUCUCGAAUUUGGAAUUUUAUUUUUAGGUCUAAUAAAGAUAAUUUGGAAAAAAGGCUUCAGAGUAUUUCUAAGGAAGAAUCUUCGGUUAUGACUAGAAUGAAUAAGAGAUCCCGUUCAUGGAGGCGAGCCUCUCGCCAUAUUAUUAUUUUUUCUGUUUUAUUUGAGGUCAUUGCCGUAGCUUAUGCGAUUAUGACAACAAGAACUGUGGAUAUGAAUUGGAAAAUGAGGGCAGUUCGAGUUUUGCCGAUGUUUCUUUUGCCUGCAUUUUCAUCUGCUGCAUAUUCAACAUUUGUAAGCUUCAUAAGGAUGUGUGAUCGCAGGGACCAGAAAACUCUUGAUAGGCUGAGAGCUGAAAGGAAGGAAAAAAUUGACGACCUUAAAGAGAAGACAAACUAUUACAUUACUCAACAACUCAUUCAGAAAUAUGACACAGACCCAGCAGCAAAGGCGGCUGCUGCAACUGUUUUGGCAUCCAAGUUGGGUGCAGAAUCAGGUUUGAAACUACACAUGGCAGACGAAUCCAAAUCUGGUGCUCCGACAGGAAAGACCAACAAUGUUGAACUUGUGCAGUCUGGUGGACUUAGGAAUCGCAAACAAGGGCAAGCUCAAUCCACUACUCUAGGGACAACAGCUCCAAAUCAUCCCGAUCAACAAUCAGUUGCUUCUAGGGGAACUGAUCAAACUCAGACUCACACGCAGAAACAGGUUGUAGUUGUUGAGCAUCACCAACCUCAAAGCUCAACAAAGUAUGAUGGAGGAUGGAUUGCUCAAAUUGCAGCAUUGCUUGUCGGUGAGGAUCCAAAGCAGUCUUAUGCACUCAUAUGCGGUAACUGCUAUAUGCAUAAUGGUCUUGCUCGGAGAGAGGAUUUCCCAUUUAUCACUUACUACUGCCCACACUGCCAUGCCCUGAACAAACCAAAGCAUUCAGCUGAACCCAUAUCUGCUCUUAAUUCGACAAACACCAGGUCCCCUAUAACAGAUGAUGGAGAGGCAGAUACAAAUGACAGUAUUUGUGCUUCUGACAGUUCGGUCAGAAACAAUGAACCAGUAAAUGCUACCCCUGAGAUUGAGCAUACAUCUGAAGAGGUUGAUUUAAAAGGGAAUGAAGAAAGAUAG
Messenger RNA from Lathyrus sativus (Indian pea), 1233 nucleotides. The record is from the annotation of a GenBank genome assembly. Lineage: Eukaryota; Viridiplantae; Streptophyta; Magnoliopsida; Fabales; Fabaceae.